ACUUUAAAGAGGAAGGAAAAAGAAUACGAACAUGAGAUGGAGCGGCUGGCAAGAGAGAAGAUUGCUACCCAGCAGCGACUGGCCGAGUUGAAGAACGAGUUGAGCCAGUGGAUGGACAUCUUGGAGAUUGACAGAAUUAUUCGACAGACAGUUCAGCCAGAGGAUGACCAGGCAUCUACCUCCACAGCAUCAGAGGGUGAAGACAACAUGGACGAAGACAUGGAAGAUGACAGGCCAGUGAACUCAUUACCAAAACUAACGCAGCGCCAGCACCCCGAGCUCCUGAAAGCCGUCCCCUCAAACGCUGCCUCCCAGCACCCAGCAGUCCUGCCGCAGCACCUGCCCAUCCAGCAGAAACAAGCCCCAGCCCACGCACAGCCUCCCAUCCAGACCCCCGCCACUACCCACGCUUCGGUCAUUCAGACUGUCAACCACGUGAUUCAGGGUCCACAGACCAAGCACAUCGCUCACAUUGCACCUUCCACGUCCAGCCCCGUGCAACUCACCACUGCUGCUCAGCCCAUCGGCCACAUCACUGUGCACCCCGCCACCAUCAACCACAUGGCCCACCUCGGCCAGCAGCUGCCCCUCUACCCGCAGCCCGUGGCCGUCAGCCAGCCCGUGGUGAGCCACAUCGCUCACACCAUCUCGCACCAGCAAGUGAAUGGAACCACAGGCCUUGGCCAGCAGGCGGUGAUGGCCAAGCCCGCCGUAGGAACCCAAGUUGUCCAUCACCCGCAGUUAGUUGGGCAAACGGUCCUAAACCCGGUGACUAUGGUAACCAUGCCGUCAUUCCCGGUGAGCACACUGAAGCUGGCCUAG
Molecule: messenger RNA, 822 nt
Organism: Eurypyga helias (sunbittern)
Lineage: Eukaryota; Metazoa; Chordata; Aves; Eurypygiformes; Eurypygidae
Gene: MNT
Product: MAX network transcriptional repressor
Exons: 3
Biological process (GO): regulation of transcription by RNA polymerase II
Molecular function (GO): RNA polymerase II cis-regulatory region sequence-specific DNA binding; DNA-binding transcription factor activity, RNA polymerase II-specific
Source: RefSeq, a predicted model, not a curated record